CGUCUGUCUGAUCGGAAACGACGUCUCAUUUCAGCAACCAAAUUUCAUCAUGCACCGUUGGCACCCCGUUUUCUCUCACUAAACAUUCACGUUUCUCUCUCUAUCAAAGAUUUACGCAGGGGGAAGCUCAACAUUGAUGAAGGCCAGCCCAGAUCUACGAUAAAAACCAUAAAAAAAACCCCGAUCUAUCAUCCUGUAAUCCCCCUUCCCCUAAAACUUACGUCUUUCUCCAUCUCCUUCCCUCCGAUUCUGCCUAUGUUAUAGCAGUUCUACCAUAUCCUAGCAUCCUACAGAUCCGUGGUGAUUCUUAGUUUCAACCUCUGUUGACGAAUCUGAACUUUUUCCCUCCUGCUGAUCGUUGAGUCACGGAAUCUGUAUGUUUGUUGGAGAUGUUGACGAAAUUCGAGACCAAGAGUAACCGAGUUAAGGGAUUGAGUUUCCAUAGCAAGAGACCAUGGAUCUUAGCGGGUCUUCACAGUGGUGUCAUUCAGCUAUGGGAUUAUCGUAUGGGAACUUUAAUUGACAGAUUUGACGAGCAUGAAGCUCCUGUUCGUGGUGUUCAAUUUCACAAGUCUCAGCCACUUUUUGUAUCUGGAGGAGAUGAUUACAAGAUUAAGGUUUGGAACUACAAGCUUCAUAGGUGUCUAUUUACCCUUCUUGGGCAUCUAGAUUACAUCAGAACUGUGCAGUUUCAUCACGAAUAUCCUUGGAUUGUAAGUGCCAGUGACGACCAGACCAUCCGAAUUUGGAAUUGGCAGUCUAGGACAUGCAUCUCUGUGCUUACUGGCCACAAUCACUAUGUCAUGUGUGCUUCAUUUCAUCCAAAAGAAGACCUUGUUGUGUCUGCUUCCCUGGAUCAGACUGUUCGUGUUUGGGAUAUUGGUGCCCUGAGGAAAAAGACGGUCUCCCCUGCAGAUGAUAUUAUGCGGCUGAGUCAGAUGAAUACUGAUCUUUUUGGUGGAGUUGACGCUGUUGUUAAAUAUGUAUUGGAAGGUCAUGAUCGUGGUGUCAAUUGGGCCUCAUUUCAUCCAACUCUACCUUUAAUUGUUUCAGGAGCAGAUGAUCGUCAAGUGAAGCUAUGGCGUACAAAUGAAACAAAAGCUUGGGAAGUGGACACAUUGAGGGGACACAUGAAUAAUGUGUCAUGUGUCAUGUUUCUUGCCAAACAGGACAUAAUUAUUUCAAAUUCAGAGGACAAGAGCAUUCGUGUUUGGGAUUCAACAAAGCGAACCAGUCUGCACACAUUUCGGCGUGAGCAUGAUCGCUUUUGGAUUCUUGCAGCUCACCCAGAGAUGAACCUUCUGGCUGCUGGUCAUGAUAGUGGUUUGGUUGUGUUUAAGUUGGAAAGAGAGAGACCUGCAUUCUCUGUGAGUGGUGAUACCAUGUUCUACACCAAAGAUAGAUUUUUACGGUUUUACGAGUUCUCGACUCAAAGAGAUGCUCAAGUUAUUCCUAUUAGGCGUCCAGGUUCUACAAGCCUAAACCAGGGUCCAAGAACUCUUUCCUACAGUCCUACAGAAAAUGCAGUUUUGAUCUGUUCUGAUGUUGACGGUGGCUCUUAUGAGUUGUAUGUCGUGCCAAAAGAUAAUACAAGCAGAGGUGAUACAGUACCAGAAGCUAAAAGAGGCACAGGAGGAUCAGCUAUUUUUGUGGCACGCAAUAGAUUUGCAGUACUUGAUAAAAGCAAUAAUCAAGUACUAGUGAAGAAUCUCAAGAAUGAAAUUGUUAAGAAAAGCACUCUCCCUAUUGCGACUGACAAUAUAUUUUAUGCCGGAACAGGGAAUCUUCUUUGUAGGGCAGAGGAUAGAGUAGUAAUUUUUGACCUACAGCAGAGGCUUAUACUCGGUGAUCUUCAGACUUCUUUCGUUAAGUACAUUUCUUGGUCCAAUGAUAUGGAAUCUGUGGCUUUGCUCAGCAAACAUGCUAUAAUUAUUGCCAAUAAAAAACUUGUGCAGCAGUGCACUCUUCAUGAGACUAUUCGGGUUAAAAGUGGAGCCUGGGAUGAUAAUGGUGUUUUUAUUUAUACUACCUUGAAUCAUAUCAAGUAUUGUCUUCCCAAUGGAGAUAGUGGAAUAAUAAGGACCCUUGAUGUACCGAUAUAUAUAACCAAGGUUUCAGGAAAUAACAUCUUUUGUUUGGAUCGGGAUGGAAAGAAUCGUGUCAUAACUAUUGAUGCAGCAGAGUAUCUCUUUAAGCUCUCUUUGUCGAGGAAGAGGUAUGAUCAUGUUAUGAGCAUGAUAAAGAGCUCUCAGCUCUGUGGACAAGCAGUGAUUGCUUACUUACAACAGAAAGGAUUCCCUGAAGUUGCUCUUCAUUUUGUCAAAGAUGAAAGAACUCGUUUUAAUUUGGCCUUAGCGAGUGGUAACAUAGAAAUCGCAGUUGCUUCAGCUAAGGAAAUUGAUGAAAAGGAUUACUGGUAUAGGUUGGGUGUGGAGGCUCUACGUCAAGGUAAUACUGGCAUUGUGGAGUAUGCCUACCAAAGGACUAAGAAUUUUGAAAGGCUAUCUUUUCUGUAUCUUGUUACUGGGAAUACAGAAAAGUUAAAUAAGAUGCUUAAAAUUGCUGAAGUGAAGAAUGAUGUUAUGGGCCAAUUUCAUAACGCUCUAUAUCUUGGUGAUGUUCGCGAGCGUGUUAAGAUCUUGGAGAAUGCUGGCCACUUGCCUCUUGCUUAUAUUACUGCCUCUGUCCAUGGCCUACAAGAUGUAGCUGAACGUUUAGCUGCUGAAUUAGGUGACAAUGUUCCUGAUCUGCCCGAAGGAAAAGUGGCCUCUCUUUUGAUGCCACCUGCCCCUAUUCUUUCUGGCGCUGAUUGGCCUCUCUUGAGAGUCAUGAGAGGCAUAUUUGAGGGCGGGCUAGAUAAUAUUGGAAGGGGUGCAGCAGAAGAAGAAGACGAUGCUGCAGAUGCUGAUUGGGGUGAAGAACUUGACAUUGCUGAGGUGGACGGUUUGCCAAAUGGCGAUGCCUCAGCCGUUUUGGAAGAUGGAGAAGUUGCUGGAGGAGAUGAUGAUGUAGAAGAUGAAGGAUGGGACCUUGAGGAUUUGGGACUUCCUGAGAGUGAUACUCCCAAAGCUUCAUCAGUUGCUACAAGCUCGGUUUUUGUCGCCCCUUCUCCUGGAAUGUCCGUUAGCCAAAUCUGGACACAAAAGUCAUCUCUUGCUGCUGAACAUGCAGCAGCUGGAAACUUCGAUACUGCAAUGCGGUUGCUUAGCCGACAAUUGGGAAUAAAGAACUUUUCUCCAAUGAAACCCAUGUUUCUUGAUCUUCACUCCGGUAGCCAUUCUCAUUUACGUGCGUUUUCAUCUGCAUCGAUUAUUUCGCUAGCUAUUGAGCGAGGAUGGAGUGAGUCUGCUAGCCCUAAUGUUAGGAGCCCACCUGCACUCAUCUUCAGUUUCUCUCAGUUGGAAGAAAAGCUAAAGGCUGGAUAUUCUGCCACAACAGGCGGAAAAUUCAGCGAGGCUCUCCGCGUUUUCCUAACUAUCCUCCACACGAUUCCAUUAAUCGUAGUUGAAUCGAGGAGAGAAGUUGAUGAAGUGAAGGAAUUGAUCAAUAUAGUGAAGGAAUACGUUUUGGGAUUAAAAAUUGAGCUAGCUAGGAAGGAAAUCAAAGAUGACAUUAUCCGUCAACAAGAGCUUGCAGCCUAUUUCACUCAUUGCAAGCUUCAAAUGCCUCACUUGAGACUUGCUUUGCAGAAUGCUAUGACUGUCUGCUUUAAAGCUAAGAACCUUGCAACAGCUUCUAAUUUUGCCAGGAGGCUUCUAGAGACCAACCCAACUAAUGAGAAACAGGCAAAAAUGGCCAGGCAAGUUUUGCAGGCUUCUGAGAAGAGUAUGAGUGAUGCGUCUCAGCUGAAGUAUGAUUUCAGAAAUCCAUUUGUUAUUUGUGGGGCUACAUAUGUUCCGAUUUACAGAGGACAGAAAGAUGUCUCCUGCCCAUAUUGCGGUUCUAGGUUUGUGCCAAGUUUGGAAGGGCAGGUUUGUAAUGUUUGUGAACUGGCGGUUAUUGGAGCAGAUGCAUCUGGCCUUCUGUGUUCUCCUUCCCAGAGGUAAGAAAUACUUUUUUUUUCUCUCUUUUAAUAUCAGUCUCUUGCUGCAGUGGAACUGGUCAAUUACUAAAGGAAGAAAUUCAAUGAAGUUUAAAGCCAGCCAACUCAUUCCCUUUCCUGCUAGAUUAUAAAAAUCAAACUAAGAGAUAUUUUACUGGAAUCUUAUAUUUUUUUUUUUGGGUUAUAGACAAGAAUGAAUGGUCAGAUGAUGAUGUCUUUUGUUUAGAUGAUUGGUAUAAUAAUAGGUAAUGCGGCUGAUAUGAUUUUGCUU
Messenger RNA from Impatiens glandulifera, 4313 nucleotides. RefSeq names its product coatomer subunit alpha-1-like. Bases 390 to 4046 code for a protein of 1218 amino acids. Gene Ontology annotation, biological process: endoplasmic reticulum to Golgi vesicle-mediated transport; intracellular protein transport; intra-Golgi vesicle-mediated transport. The record is from RefSeq and is a predicted model, not a curated record. The transcript is spliced from 4 exons. Gene Ontology annotation, molecular function: structural molecule activity; protein binding. Gene Ontology annotation, cellular component: COPI vesicle coat. NCBI's taxonomy places the organism in Eukaryota, Viridiplantae, Streptophyta, Magnoliopsida, Ericales, Balsaminaceae.